AAUACAUUUCCCUUCGACGAGAGACUGAGAUUCGCUUCGAAAACCUCUCUGAAGUCGCUCCUGGCAAGGAACUCUGGAGCCUGGUACUGAAGACGACCUUGCUCCGCCUGAAGAAUUGAAGGAGGCUGAGGAUUCCGAGGAAGAUCCCGCAGUGGGAGCUCCGGAGCUCCGAGCACUGAAGACUUUGCUUCUUCUUCUCCAGAAGGACUGUCGGAGCCUCAGGAUUCCUGGGAAUCCCUAAAAUUUCUGCCGUGGCAGAUUUGGAAACUAAGGCAAGAGCAAGCAGCUCGCAUAGUCAUACAACAAAAUGAACGUCUUAGUAACAUUUGGUUGUGCUUUGUUAGCUGGUAUUGUUAAUGCGACUUAUAGCUCGGCUUUCGAUGCCUUCUGGGCGUCACUUGGUGCCGAGGAACAUGAUUAUGACCUUACUAAUUUGUACGACGAUUGCAUCAACGACGUGACCGGACCUUGGAACUCGCCAAUUGCAGCAGGCAUUGCUGCCACCGGUCUUGCUGUUGGCGGACGCUUAGGUUGGCUCGCGUACCGGAAAUGGAAUAUUUUCGGCAAGGAUAAUGAGGAUACGGACCAGGACCACGAAACGGACAAGAGGAACGUCCAAACCCAGGUGUCUCUAGAACAUCUGGGAGAACAAGAACCUGACGACGAACAAGAUGUGGAGGCGCACCGGGAAACUGACAAAAGGAAUGUCGAAACCCAGGUGUCUCCAGAACAUCUCGGACAACCAGAACCUGACAUCGAACCAGGCGAGGAUAUGGAAAAAACUAAGCUGACAGACAUCUUGCGCCUACAAGAGAAACUGCUUGAAGAAAAGAAGCAGUUAGAGGAAGAACUGAGAGAUGUCGUCAGUCAAAGAAACAGGAUUGAGGAGUGCCUGGAAAAGGAGCAAGAAGACAUCCUGAUUCUGAAGGACGAAUUAAUGGCAAUGGAAUAUGAAAACGAGGUCAGGUUACGAGAGAAGGAAAAUGAAAAUGCAGCUGCAAAAAAGGCCAUGGAGAUGGCUUUAGACGAACAGCGCAGAGCAAAUCACCUCUUGAAAGAGGUCGAAGCCCAGAACAAAGCUUUACAAUGUCGUCUGAUGGAAAAAGAUGAGUUGAUAAAGCAGAAAAACGACGAACUGGAACGUAAAAAUGAAACCGAAGUCUCUAGAAAGGAGGAAGAGCUGAACGUGCUCUUGAGAGAAGCCAGUCAAAAGGAAAAAGACUUCGGUUUCUACAUGAAAAAUGCUAAGAAGGACAUGGAAGAGAGAGAAAGAAGUCUCGCCCAAAAAGGAAAGGAGCUGGACAAGAAGUUCUCCAAUAUACAACAGGCGAAGAAGGACCUCAAAAGCGAAGAGAAGAGGGCAAAAAAGGCGGGGCAAUCGGCCCAGGAGAAGGAAAAUGUCCUACUGAAAUUGGAGAAGGAGUUGAAGAAGAGGGAAAAAGCUGUCUUUGAUCAAGAAAAGAACCUCCUUCAAUUGCAAGAAAAGUUGCGAGGAAAAGAGGAAGCUGUCCUGAAACUGGAGAAGAAUGUGAAUAAGUUCGAUGAAGAGUUACAAGCCAAAGAAGAGGCUGUAACCCAAACGCAGAAUAACCUGUUGGAAUUCAAUGAGAAAUUACAGGCGAGAGAACACGAACUGGUGGCAAAGGAGGAGUCCAUCCGCCAUCAAGAAUCUGUUCUCAUGGAAUUCAGUGAAAAAUUACAGGCGAGAGAACAAGAACUGGUGGCAAAGGAAGAGUCCAUCUGCCACCAAGAAUCUGUUCUCAUGGAAUUCAGUGAGAAGUUACAGGCGAGAGAGAAAGAGCUGUUGGUUAGAGAAAUAGAAGAGGACUUGCAAGGGCAAAAAGGUAGGCAGCUCCUUCAAAACGAGAUAAGUCCAGUGUUAGACGAAGGGUUACCUGAAGAAGGUGAAACCCAAGUAAGUUGCGAGAGACCCCCAGCCAAUGAGGACAAAUUUCUACCUGCUGGGGAAGAAGAAAAUGAAGUCACCGAAGGUGUACCCAAAGUAAGUUUUGACAGACCCCCAGGCGAUGAGGACAAAAUUCUACCUGCUGCCAGUCCCUUCACUUUACUGAAUGAAGUGGAGAAUGUGAAAGAAGAAUGCCUCAAAGAGACGAAAGGGAAAAGAAGGAAAAAUAGACGCAAAAAGAGGCAAGAGAGACAGCAAGAUCGUCUUGAGGAGGAAACCACCGCUGUUUCAGAGGCAGCCACCAAACCUGAAGUGGAAGACGGUGAACCUGAAGGAGGAAGUUCUGGAAGGCCAAACCUUUCAGAUGAGGACGAAUCACUGCCUGCUGGGAAGGACGACAUGGAAAUGGCCGAGUUCCCCAUUGCCAAUCCCCUCACCUUCAUCUAUGAUGUGGAACAACUGGAGAAAGAAUGGAUAGAGGAGGAGAAGAAAGGCAAACAACGGAGAAACAGAAGGAGAAAGAGGCAGCGAGAAGAGACUGAAGAUUAUACGCCUGUGAACAUUGAACCUGAAUCAGGAGUUGAAGAAAAUUUCAUAAUAGAGGACACUUUAGAAAUGGAAGACAACUACGAAUCACAUGAUGACAGCGAAGAAUCAAACUAUUGGGAAGACACAGAAGAUGAGGAGUUCUCAGAAGAGCACGAGGAGGACGAGGACGACUCAGAAGAGGUUGAGGAGGAUGAGGAGGACUCUGAACUAGAUGAGGAGGAUGAGGAGGACUUAGAAGAUGAAGAGGACUUAGAAGAAGAUGAGGAGGAUGAAGAGGACUUAGAAGAAGAUGAGGAGGAUGAAGAGGACUUAGAAGAAGAUGAGGAGGAUGAAGAAGACUUAGAAGAAGACGAAGAGGAUGUGGAGGACUCGGAACAUAACAGGCCUAAAGCUAAAGCUAAAGCUCCAGGUCAAGAGUAUGUAUGGCGGAUUCCAGGGCUACCCAGGAAACGAAUUCCGGGACUACAGAAGAUGAGGCCGCCGAAACCACGAGUGAAAAAAUCGAGGAAGAAGACGAAGGAGCAAAAGAGCCAAAUGAAAGAGGCUCAAAAAACAAGCCCACACAAGGUAGGUUAUGAGGAAAUCAGUUCCAAGCGGAGGAGGGAGGAAACAGAUGGACUUAGCUUUGUGGGUAAACAAGGCUAG
This is a messenger RNA of Macrobrachium nipponense, 3100 nucleotides long. Its product is annotated as probable serine/threonine-protein kinase kinX. The record is from RefSeq and is a predicted model, not a curated record. The transcript has a single exon. Bases 308 to 3100 code for a protein of 930 amino acids. Lineage: Eukaryota; Metazoa; Arthropoda; Malacostraca; Decapoda; Palaemonidae.